Lotus japonicus is the source of this 1229-nucleotide messenger RNA. Its product is annotated as formin-like protein 7. Lineage: Eukaryota; Viridiplantae; Streptophyta; Magnoliopsida; Fabales; Fabaceae. Bases 22 to 960 code for a protein of 312 amino acids. The transcript has a single exon. The record is from RefSeq and is a predicted model, not a curated record.
ACUUCUUUUACCUUCACCACCAUGGCCUCUCCAUUCCUUCAAGAACGCCAAGAACCCCAAGAAGAUUGGCUCGCACUCUCACUCUCGCUGCCCUACUCAUCAUCUCCUCUGCCACCACCUCCACCUCCACCUCCACCAGCACCACAACCUUUCCCUUUUCAAUACAUCCCACGCUUGCUGCGGGCACCAUCACCACCACGCCCGGCCCCUUUUCAAUUCAUCCCAUUACCACCACCACCACCAUCUCCAAUGCUACUACCAAUACAAUUCAUGUACACACGACACUAUCAAGAACCCUACUUUCCCGCACCACCACCAUACAUGCCACCACAAGAGCCUAAUACACUCGUCCCAAAAGACGGGUCCCCAUCACAAGAAGAAUCAAGCUCUGGAGAAGCCCAGCAUUCAAGAAGACCUCAGGCUUCAUCCUCUAACCCUCCUCCUCCACGAGCAGCCCGUCGCAGGAGGGACGUGAGGAGCGAGACGGUGCCUCCGCCAUUCCCAUGGGCCACGUCAAAGCGCGCCAUCGUCCACAGCCUCGAACAUCUCCGGUCGCAGGGCGUGACGGAGAUCACGGGGACCGUCACAUGCAAGCGCUGCGACGAGCAGCGCGACAUCACGUUCAAUUUAGAGGAGAAAUUCAGCGAGGUGGCGAGGUUCAUCGAGGAGAACAGGUUCGACCUGCAUGACCGGGCACCAGCGCAGUGGUCGAACCCUGUGCUCCCGACGUGCGAGCGGUGCGGCACGGAGAACAGCCUGAAGCCGGUGAUCACGAAGAAGAGGAGCAUCAACUGGUUGUUCUUGCUCCUGGGACAGAUGGUUGGGUGCUGCAAACUGGAGCAGUUGAAGUAUUUCUGCAAACACGCCAUGAAUCACAGGACUGGAGCCAAGGAUCGAUUGCUGUAUUCGACAUAUAUUGGAUUGUGCAAACAACUGCAUCCUGAAGGACCUUACGAGUAGUCAAUUACAGUGCUUAGUUUUUAUUUUUAAUUAUUAUCUUUUGUCUUCUUUGAUGAGUGAUCUGUUUGAGUCACUCUGUUUUUUUUUUCACCAUUUUUAGUUUUCGAGUUGUUGAAAUUCAAUAGAAUUGCGUUUUUUUUGGGUACAAGUGAUUCAAUUACAUUAAAUCUUUAGGAGAAAGGCUAGUAAAAAGGAUUUUUAAUUCAGUUAUGUUUUUUGUUUAUUUUUCCUCAAAUUCAGCGAGAGAAAUAGGAAUAUACUGUAAGAGA